Sodiomyces alkalinus F11 is the source of this 1255-nucleotide messenger RNA. RefSeq lists its product as hypothetical. Bases 278 to 967 code for a protein of 229 amino acids. The record is from RefSeq and is a predicted model, not a curated record. Lineage: Eukaryota; Fungi; Ascomycota; Sordariomycetes; Glomerellales; Plectosphaerellaceae. The transcript has a single exon.
UUUGGCUUGGCCCAGGAGUUCUCAUUAUCAACUGGAAUCUCUUCAGACCCUCUCCCUCCAUCAAAAGUUCCCCAACUUUGUCCUAGCCAUCACAACUCUUUCAUCUCUUUUAUCACUUAUUAGUCCUCACACUAUACUUCUCGAUCUCUUGACGACACUACUGAAAGGGAAAGUCUAGCUAGAGACGCCUCUUGCUAUCUCGACCUCACUCUUCCCCCCCCCCUAGCCAAUAAGCUGGGAUCAAGCGCACUAUCACCUACAUUGCGGUUCCUUCCGCAUGCCUUCCCGACGGAUAUCCAUAGAAAGUUCGCAGGCAGGCCACCAGCAGUUCGUCACCCUGGAACGCUCUCACUCCUACCAUCAUCACCCCCGUCAUGGCCAUCAUGGCCAUGACCACGGGUACUACCGUGUGAGCAAAGACGCGUGGAAGGAACUGUUGGAGAGGGAGCGCCAGCUCCGCGAGACCAACAAGGCCCUGGCCUGCAAGAAUGAAGCCCUCAAGUGCGAGAAUGAAGCCCUCAAGUGCGACCUGGAGAACGCCAGGGCCGACCUUCGACGGUAUCAAGACCUGGUCUCCCAUCUCAAGCGCCAGAUCAAAGCCCUCGAGGACGAAAACUGUUCCUUGCGACGCUCCCUCGACUGUGCGAGGGAGCACUCGGAGAAGCAUCACGCCGAGAUGGAGAAGCUCAAACAGAGGCUGCACAAGGCCGAGCAAGAAAUCAAGUCGCUCCAGGCGAGGAUAAAAGAGCUGCUGAAAGAGGUGAAGGAGGGGGGUUCGUGCCUGAUUCUUGAGCUGAAGCGGAGCAUCGAGGAGUGGAAAAGGAGAUGUUACGCCUAUUACGAUCAGAACAAGAGUCUCCGAGAUGCUAUCAACGAACGGGAUUGUAUCAUCGACAAACAGCGUGAUCGGCUCACCAACUACGAACGCAUACUGAUACGGCAUGGUCUUAUACCUCGGAGCGAUUAACGGGCGGGAAGAAGGGUUGAUCUGCUCGCUUUUUAUUGUCUUCUCCUUUGCUUUUUAGACUUCAGAGCGUGUUUUUCUGUGGAUCCGUGUUCGGGGUAUCGCGUGGACUGGGAGGUCGGCAAUUCUAUUGGGCUCAUGAUUUCCUUCGCAGUCCCGAGUUCGCUUCAGUGGCUUGUUUCUUUCGUUUUUGUUCUUGUUGGUCAGUUUUGUGCAUGGAGUAAGAGUGGUUUCCUGAGCAAGUAUUGGCUGGCAAUGCAACAAGGAAGGCUCUAUUUGGAUGCCCCUGAG